CAGCGCAGCACUAGUAGUAAACAAGUAUACGGUAGUGUAAUACUAUUUGAUCACGAUGGCUUCCAAGACCAACGAUUUUUCGUCAGUCGAAGUAAUGCUGGUUGAGAAAUUUGAGAGGAGAAAAGUUAGCAGUACUGGAAGGGAAUUCGUAGUUGGGAUGAUCAUUGAAGGUGGAGAAAAUGAAAGAAGUAUCAAACCGUGUUAUAUUAAUGACAUCAAUUGUGAAGCCUGUGGAGAUUUGUUGAAAAUAAAUCCCAAGGAAAAAAUGAUCAUCAACGAAGUGACGGGAAAGGGAGGGACAAGCCUCAACGUGAAAAGCACUGCAGAUGUGUUUGUGUUUCCGGAAAUUGUGGAUUUUGCUGUCAACAUGGCUGUUGUGGAUAACUUCAUAACUCCACCAAAAGUCACUGUGAGUGAAGCUCGUGGGAGUCCAAAAAAAAAACGACUCAGUGUUGAAGGAAACUUGAUAGAGGUGGGAGUGUUGGCUGAAACGCCAGAUUACAAGAGAAGGCAACUCAAACUUGCUGAGCCUGGAGAUGAUGGUCAUAUCAUAAGCCUUACCUUAUGGGGAGAGCAAGCUGUAGCCGACCUUACCCCUGGACUGCAAGUGUGUUGUUCAGCUGUAAUUCGAGAGGAAAACGGACUUCGAGCUUCUCCGUCAACAAAAAUUGAGUUCAAAAACGAAAUUUGGCUAAAAGGAACUGUUGCGGGCAUCAGGAGCAGAAGCACUCCUGUGCGUGUCAUCUUGACUAACGGGACAACCAUCAAGGUCUCUGGGGAGUUAGCACUGGACUUUGCAGAAUUCCUUGGUCAGACAAUCCAAUACAAAGUUGGCAAAGAUGGGUUGGUUUGUGAACUGAAAAAAGUAGAAUGAUUAAGGUAUCUGUGUUGUGAACAGGCGCGUACG
Molecule: messenger RNA, 907 nt
Organism: Lytechinus pictus (painted urchin)
Lineage: Eukaryota; Metazoa; Echinodermata; Echinoidea; Temnopleuroida; Toxopneustidae
Exons: 5
Coding region: 56-874 (272 amino acids)
Source: RefSeq, a predicted model, not a curated record